Molecule: messenger RNA, 5043 nt
Organism: Callorhinus ursinus (northern fur seal)
Lineage: Eukaryota; Metazoa; Chordata; Mammalia; Carnivora; Otariidae
Source: RefSeq, a predicted model, not a curated record
CCCCGGCCACCUGCGCCCCGCCCCGGCCGCGCCCGAGCCCGGGAAAGGCGGAGACGCGCCUCUGCUCUGGGAAGGGCGAGUUCCCGUUGCGGGCGCGCUCUGUCUCCGGGAACAGUAAUCCCGCCACUCUGGGGAUGCGGCUGCGCUGAGAGCCUGCCUGCCCGCGGAUCCGAGGAGUUUACCGAGUCUCUUUCCCGGUUGUUCGAGAAGGCGGACUUAUAGCUGGGCAGGAUGACCAACCCUGCGGCCACGCAGAACAAGGAAAUAGACUGUCUGAGCCCAGAAGCUCAGAAACUGGCGGAGGCGAGGCUGGCUGCGAAGCGGGCAGCCCGCGCCGAGGCUCGAGAGAUCCGAAUGAAGGAGCUGGAGCGGCAGCAGAAAGAGGAAGACAGUGAGCGCUAUUCACGUAGAUCCAGAAGAAACACAUCGGCUUCUGAUGAAGAUGAGCGCAUGUCAGUGGGUAGUCGUGGAAGUCUGAGGCCCUCAGAGCACAGCGGCCACCUCAACUCCAGCUCCCGAGCCUCGUCCAGAGCCAGCUCGGCGCGGGCCAGCCCAGUGGUGGAAGAGAGACCAGAAAAAGAUUUCACCGAGAAGGGCUCACGUAGCCUGCCCGGCCUGUCUGCAGCCGCCCUGGCCUCCCUGGGCGGGACCUCUCGGAGGGGAAGUGGGGACACCUCCAUCUCUGUUGACACGGAGGCGUCCAUUAGGGAAAUCAAGGACUCAUUAGCAGAAGUUGAAGAGAAAUAUAAGAAGGCUAUGGUUUCCAAUGCUCAGCUGGACAAUGAAAAGACGAACUUCCUGUACCAGGUCGAUACCCUAAAGGACAUGUUGCUGGAGCUUGAAGAGCAGCUGGCUGAGUCCAGGCGGCAGUAUGAUGAAAAAAACAAAGAGUUUGAGAGGGAAAAGCAUGCCCACAGCAUCCUGCAGUUCCAGUUUGCCGAAGUGAAGGAGGCCUUGAAGCAGCGGGAAGAGCUGCUGGAGGCUUUAGAGAGGCAGAAAGAGUUCUUUGAUUCCAUAAGGAGUGACCGAGAUGAUCUUAGAGAAGAAGUAGUCAUACUGCAAGAGGAAUUAAAGAAACAUGGAAUAGUCCUAAAUUCAGAGCUAGCUACCAAUGGAGAGACUUCAGACACUCUAAAUGACGUCGGACACCAGCGUCCUUCCAGGAUAACGAAAGAAGAGUUAAACGCCCUCAGGACGGCAGGGGAUGGGACGCUAGGAAGAGCCAGUGAAGUGGAGGUGAAAAGUGAAAUUGUGGAGAAUGUGGGGAAAAAAGAAAUCUUGCAGAAUACUGAGCAAGAACAGCACAAAGAGGACCCCGCACAGGAGUGUAUGGACACAGAGGUGUUCCAUCCUGGUGGAAAUGCCAAGGACCAGAAAGCCUCUGAAGACAGUGCCCCCUCCCUAGGAGUAUUAGCAGAUGCCACAAAUGAGGAGCAGGCUCAAAACCAGAUCCUAGAGAACGCUUCCUUCCUUGAAAAUACAGAGCAGGUUGAGUCCAAUGAGGUCAUAAACACACCAGAUGAUAGGACUGGGGCUUCCCUUGAGCAGUCUGAAUGUUUGCGUGAUGGUGAAAUCCCAGGUCCUGGGACUGGGCAGGACACUUACGAUGCCUUGGAUAUCAAAAACCACCGUAAAGAACCUGCAGAAAACCAGGAAGACUUGAAAACCCACUUGGGAGAGGGUAGCACAAAGCCAUGUCAAGAAUCUGCCUCUCUGCAACCAUCUGAAGUCGGAGGGCUGGGCAGCGCAGACACUGGGGAGCAAGGUGGGAGCCCCACAGAGGACUUGGUGGAGGCAGGGCUAACGGGGCUCGGGGAGCAGGUGGGCACAGAAGCCUCCGGCCCUCCAACCUGCAGCGAUGACAGCGUGAGUCCUGAUGAAAAGCGUGCUGUAGAGGCCCCCGCGGAGCUGGACCCAAGCGCAGGGCAGGACCUAGACAAAGAGCUCCCCAAACAGGAAGCUGCUGAGCCCCAGGAGCCCCAGAGCACAGCGGUAGGUGGGGAGAAUGACGAAGAGGAGGAGGAGGAAAGGGGGUUGAGGGAUGAGAAGCCAACCCAGACGGAAGUGCAGAGCAUUCCUCGUUGGCCAGAGGCAGAAAGCAGUUUGCAGGGAGCAACAGGUCCUGCUGUGGCAGAUGCCGAAAGCGAGCCCCUAGAUGUGAAAGAACCCAAGGAAGAAAAGAGUGACCAACAGGGAGAGGCACUGGAUUCGUCACAGAAGAAGACAAAGAACAAGAAGAAAAACAAGAAGAAAAAAACACCGGUGCCUGUAGGAACCCUUAAAGAUGCUAAGAAAGAGUUAACAUUUCAGAACUCAGAUUUAAGUGAGGUGAAGGACGACAAGCAAGUAGCUCUUACCGACAAAAAACCAGUUGUAGAAGCACAAAAUGAGGUAACUGAAAGUCCAGAAGAGAAAAGUGUAGCAGGAAGCGGUGAAAACGUUGAUUGUCCGGAAAAUCCUAGAAUUGGGUUGGAUAAAAAACUUAACCGAGAAGAUGAUGAUGUAAACGCUGAGGCGGGGGGAGAAACAGCUGGUGGGGGCACAUUAGGCGUGGGGGGUGACACAACCCCAUCAUCAGGCACGAGUGCCAGUGAUAAGGAUUUAGAGGAGGCUGUCCUAGAAGACGGCGCCGCUCCCGGCGGUCCUUCCGAACCGGGGAGUGGAGUGGUGCCCAGCGGUGCCCUGCCGGCGACUGAAGGUCCCUUCAAGGACGGUGAUGGUGCCCCUCAAACAGGAAGUACAGAGCAGCAUGAGAUGGCAGGGGGGCCCAGUCAGGAAGUCAAAAAGGCCAUAGAAAACGAUGACUUAGCACCCACAGGGCAGCUGGGAGCCUCCACUUCAGAAGGCAGGGACGAGCUGAGAGGCGAAAGCCAGAAGGGCAGAAGCAAGGAAGACUGUACCAUGUCGUAAGUGGACAGGGGCCAAGGACCGCACAUGAAGCCCAGCUGCCAGAGGCUCGUCUGCUCUCUCCACGGGUGAGGUUCCUAAAACGUUCCACAUUGAGAUAGAUGCACCGUAGGACAGUCAGCUACCGAGCUAUCCACCACGUUGAGUUAUAGACUGUUACUUGUAGACGUAUUCUUCCUCAUUAAGGUUAUCACCCAGAUUAGAAAGAAAGACACACCUGUAAUCAGUAGGAGUCCUAAUGGAGAACAUUCCGGCGUGUCAGACAACAGACACUGCGUGUUUCUGCUUACAGUCCGAAUGAAGCUCUUUAGCAUUUGCCUUAGGCUGAUAUUCUUGACCAGAUACACCAGCACCCGAUUGAAAUGACCAAAUGGCAUUCUGAGAUUUGUGAGUAUAGUUGAUAUUUAAGUUAAUGUGUCUUCAUUCAAAUAUAUGUCCUUUCAUAUUUGAUUUUGAUGUGUACGUUAUAAUCUAUACGGUAUUUCAUUUUAAAAGGAGAUAAAUGACCCAGUAGUGUAUAGAUCACUGAGUGAUAAGAUUUGCACCUUAGGACAGUAAUUAAUCAUGUUAGGGAUAAGAAAUAAGUAUCUUAAAGCACUGGGACAUCUUAAUUCCCUUUACCUCAUAUAUAAGUAUUUUAUCUCAAACCGAUACUUUUGAUCUCAUUGUUGGUGAUACCUGAAUUUAUUUUGUAGAUUUUGACUUCACUUCAUGCUGAUUAUGUACCAGAGUCAUUUUAUACAAAAAAAAUUUUUUUAAUUUGUUUCUGGAAGAGACAUACAUUGAAAUUGCACUUCCUAAUGCAGUUUUUGUGCAGGGGGACCAUUUCUAAAAUUUAUUUUUUUAACUCUUAAAUUACUCCUCUUUCUAUUUGUCUUAUAUUCGAAAGAAAAAUACAAAAGGUACCAUUCUUGUGCAAACUGCUAAUUGAACUAUAACAGGAUAUUUUAAAUAGUUGGAUCACUUUUGGCAUUUUGGUAUAAAUAUUUUCGUUUGUUUUAUCUCAAUAUAUUAUUGGAAAAUUCUUGAUUUGGUCUUCCUGAAGGAAAUACAUAUUUUCUAUACAAGGAAGCAUUUUUUAAAAUAGUUGUAAAGUUGAAUAAAAAAAACAAUUGUAAAAUACUAAAAUCACAAAGGACUGUACAUUAUGAAUGCUGUUGACACUUUAUAAGAUUAUAUGAAUUCAUGUCACUGUUACAAGGUAUAAUUGAAUGCAAAAAAGACCAAAACCUCAAUAAAAUUUGAGGUGAGCAUAAGUGUUAUUAUGUAAUUGAAAUAAAAACAUUUUAUCAUUUCACAAGCCUGUGAUUCCACUCUUUGGGCUACUUGACUUCGGCUGUGGCUACGGUUCUACAUAAUUAUUAUCUUCAAAGUAGCGCCUACUUCCAGGCUGCUAAUCCCCAGUCUGUGUUGUGUGAAAGACUCAUUACUUCGUCAGUAAUGAAUGGACGUCUCUCCUGGUACCUAGACCGGGGCUAGUGUUGUGCCCUCCUGGGGAGAACUGGGAAGAUCUUCCCUCAUAGAAUAUCCUGUGGUCUGUGGUUCCGGUGAGGAGCCCCAGCGAAGAAGGCUCCCCGUUCUGGUGCUCUGCUCACGUGUGCCAGUUCUGAGAGUGCUGGGAAGGAUGUGGUGAAAUUGGCAAGUAAGCAUUGACUCCUCCCACGUCAACGUCCUGAAGCAGGGGACUGAUCCACCCUCCCCACUUGGGCCCCGGGAGUGGAAAACUACAAGGCUUGCUGGAGAGUCUCCAGCCCGAGGGCUGCACAGGCCUUGAAAGGGGGCAGCAGAUGCCUCUAACUUUAGCAGAGCGCACUCAGCCUGGAAUGGGCGUCAGAAAGAGCUCUCAUUCCUACUUUCAGAGGCCCCUGGGGAGAUGAUUCAGUAACCCAGCUCACUGGACGGUGAGAUCAUCAACCCAUUUUAAGGUCUUUUCCUCUGUUACGUAACAGCGCAUUUAAGGACAUUGUGGCACACUUCAUACCCCUCAUGUCAGCUGUCCAGGCGUCUCGAUUAUUCACGCAUCCAUUUAAGUGAUAGACGUUUUGAUCACUUCAUAUCUGGAAGGCACUGUGCCAGUGGGCGAGCGGAAAGGACCCAGCUUCUAGUGGAAGUGGAGAGCUGAGAAUCAGGAAAUGA